AAAAGGAAAAGUGCAAAGCAUCAUCUGGUUAGCAUCGAUCAUCAUCGUUUUUCAAAAUUUCCUAGAAACUUUUUCUUUUCGGACGGAGCUGUGAAGAUAAAUUUCCAGUCAAAAUUGUGCAAACCUACAACGUUGUGGAACGGUUCAAGUUUUGGAAGUGUAAGCGCUGCUCCACCGCCAAGAAGCGUUCCAAAUUCCCGUAUUUUUCGAAAGCUAUGAGCGAUAGGAAAGUCAAGAAGGACGAAACAAACAAGGAAAUCAUCAACAUGAGCGAAGCAGCUGGAAUCCUGGACCGCUUUGUCGGCGAUGUCAGCAAGAAGUCUGCCACCAAACAAAUUCUCAUCGGUGCUGGAAGCGGAUGGGCAACAGGUUACAUCACAAUGAAGGUCGGAAAGAUGGCAGCUAUUGCCGUUGGUGGGGGUAUUAUCCUACUGCAGAUUGCCAACCAACAAGGUUACAUUCAGAUCGACUGGAAUAAGAUCAACAAAAAGGUCGACAAGGUGACGGACAAAGUGGAGGAAGCCGUUACCGGCCAAGGACCGAGUUGGGCUGAUAAGGCCGAACGUUUCGUAGACCGUAAGCUGAACCAGGCCGAGGAUGCCCUGAAAAAGAAGACUAAGAAAGCCCACAAAUGGUACACGAACCUGAUUGGGGACGAGACCGGCUGCAAGCUUAACGAUCUGCAUAUAUUCGUGUGUGCCUUUGCGGCAGGAGUGGCCCUCGGUAUUGGUACUGCCUAAAACCUAAACCGCGCGCCGAAACGCCGAAGUCGUCACAGCAGGUAAAUAGAGCCCGCGGAGUAUAGAACUUUCCACAAUCCAGCAAAAAGCCCUAAGCGAACAACUAAACUAUACUGAACGAGAGUUAUAAAUGUAAAACAACCAGAAACUAAUGAACGCUAGUUUUCGCCGAAUGUGCAUCGCGAAAAACAGAUGGUUAUUUCAGGCGAAGAGGGAGGAAGCAUACAUGCUAACCAAAGUCAUCUCUAAUCAUUAUAUUCGAUUAUAGUGAAAGGAACUUGAAUUUUGGAACGAGAAUUUCACCAUUGCUGCUUCAUUUGCUAGGGACGGCGGUUGCCCUCAAACUGAGCUGUGAUUUUGGACAUUGGAUUUAAUAUAUUCUGUUCGUGUUCGAUUCGUCAAUCUAAUCUCACUCACUCGUAUGAUUUAAGCAGAUUGUAUAAUUCGAGUCAUUUUACUGCUUGUAUAUUUUAGUAAUUUCUAAAGUUUCAUUAGUUUAAAUGUAUAAUAGUCACCGGGAGAUGACCAACGCGCACAUACUUUUCAUCACAGACAAAGAGACCAGCAAUAAUUUUGUGAACACACAUGAUUUACCAUCGACUAUACCAGCAACAUUAUAACCAUCUCGAACUGCAACUCUAAUACAUAGGUACUUAAGUAAAUCACAGCGUUAAAAACAAGCAUUGCAGUCAACUCAAUUUACAGUGCAGUAUAGGCGAACGCCACCUCGUCUGAACCCUUUUAGGAAUUUUAAAAGGAAACUAGUUCGAGUUUAGUUCUACCCAUUUUGCGUCUUUAUUGUAGUUUAAGCGAAAUUAUAUGUUUUGUGUCUCAUUUAAGAAUACUUUUCGGAAAAGAGUUAAAAGAAAAUAUAUGAUAAACGGAUUUAUUGAAACGAGAA
Messenger RNA from Aedes albopictus (Asian tiger mosquito), 1641 nucleotides. RefSeq names its product FUN14 domain-containing protein 1. Gene Ontology annotation, biological process: autophagy of mitochondrion. Lineage: Eukaryota; Metazoa; Arthropoda; Insecta; Diptera; Culicidae. The record is from RefSeq and is a predicted model, not a curated record. Gene Ontology annotation, cellular component: mitochondrial outer membrane. The coding region runs from base 216 to 740 and encodes 174 amino acids. The transcript has 4 exons.